Messenger RNA from Gekko japonicus, 1543 nucleotides. Its product is annotated as zinc finger protein OZF-like. The annotation marks the transcript as partial. The record is from RefSeq and is a predicted model, not a curated record. Gene Ontology annotation, molecular function: DNA-binding transcription factor activity; RNA polymerase II cis-regulatory region sequence-specific DNA binding. Gene Ontology annotation, biological process: regulation of transcription by RNA polymerase II. Lineage: Eukaryota; Metazoa; Chordata; Lepidosauria; Squamata; Gekkonidae. The transcript has 3 exons.
AUGUGUAUACCAUCUCUGAAGAUAGAAGCGACAUUCCCUGCGGUGGAAGGAGCUCCCUUGGAGCAAGAGGAGAGAGCGCAGGCCCAGGAGCGUGCCCAAGAUGCCCUCUCCUGUGAGGACUAUCAGAGGAAUGAGGAGGGUGAUGAACUUCAUCCACAAUUGCCAGAUUCAGUUAAUAAUGAAGACCUGAAAGGAAACAUCAGCACUCAAGGCAGACCUAAGAGAAAGAAAGAGAGCCAUUUGUUUGAGAAGAGAGAUGAGUGUGGAAAGAGAUUCUGUACGAGAAGCCAUCUUCAGUAUCAUCAAAGAACCCACACAGGAGACAAACCUUUUGAAUGUUCAGAGUGCGGAAAGAAAUUCAGUCAAAGUAGCCAUCUUCAAGAGCAUAAAAUAACCCACACAAGGGAGAAACCUUUUGAAUGCUCACAGUGUGGAAAGAGUUUCAGUAUGAGUCGCUAUCUUCAAUAUCAUCAAAGAAAUCACACAGUGGAAAAAAGUUUUGAACGCUCAGAGUGUGGGAUGAGAUUCAGUGGGAGUAGCAGUCUUCAACAUAAUCAAAGAACCCACACAGGGGAGAAACUCUUUGAAUGCUCAGAGUGUGGAAAGAGAUUCAGUGGGAGUGGCAGUCUUCAACAUCAUCAAAGAACCCACACAGGGGAGAAACCUUUUGAAUGCUCAGAAUGUGGGAAGAGAUUUAGUCAGAAUGGCAUUCUUCAACAGCAUAAAAGAACUCACACAGGGGAGAAACCUUUCGAAUGUUCAGAGUGUGGGAAGAAAUUCAGUGGGAGUGGCAAUCUUCAAUACCAUCAAAGAACCCACACAGGGGAGAAACCUUUUCAAUGCUCUGAGUGUGGAAAGAGAUUCAGUCACAAUAGCCAUCUUCAAGAUCACCAAAGAACCCACACAGGGGACAAACCUUUUGAAUGCUCAGAGUGUGGAAAGAGAUUCAGUCGCAGUAGCACUCUUCAAGAGCAUCAAGGAACCCACACAGGGGAGAAACCUUUUCAGUGCUCGGAGUGUGGGAAGAGAUUCAGUCGCAGUGGCACUCUUCGACAGCAUAAAAGAACUCACACAGGGGAGAAACCUUUUCAGUGCUCAGAGUGUGGGAAGAGAUUCAGUCAGAGUGGCCAUCUUCAAGAUCAUAAAAGAACCCACACAGGGGACAAACCUUUUGAAUGCUCAGAGUGUGGGAAGAGAUUUAGUCAGAAUAGUGGUCUUCAACAGCAUAAAAGAACUCACACAGGGGAGAAACCUUUUGAAUGCUCAGAGUGUGGAAAGAGAUUCAGGACAAGUGGCACUCUUCGACAGCAUGAAGGAACCCACACAGGGGAGAAACUAUUUGAAUGCUCAGAGUGUGGAAAGAGAUUCAGGACGAGUGGCACUCUUCAACAGCAUCAAAGUUCCCAUACAGGGGGAGAAAUCUUUUCAGUCCUCAGCCUCUCUUCUUCAGUCUCUUCACUUCAAGUCUCACAGAAGUCUGAAACAUAUUGGCAGCAUAUAUAACCCACCCAAGACUUGUGGGUACCUGAGGCUUCCUUUCCGC